AUGGAGAGCGCAACAGGACCUCGUGAUGAAUGGAAGGCAAAGAAAUCAGACGAAGACUUGAUCCGAGGCUGGGCGGGCUGUCGCGAUGGCUCUCGCUCUGCUCAGCUGUGGACGGCGUCGCCUUUGUACGAGCGAGGCAAGAUCAAUGCUUGCGCAGAUGACGAAAAGGAAAUCGAAACGAAAACAGGCGCAGAACUAGGAGCCAGGAGAAAGAAGGUCGACUUUUUCUUCAGCUCUCGAGAUGAAGAGGAGCAAGCCGCGACAAAGAUGGCGCGGCAAGACAACUGCGAGGAUUUGCAAUGCCACAGACCGUUCAAGUCCAAAGUGGUGGAGGAGCAGUAG
This is a messenger RNA of Neurospora hispaniola, 342 nucleotides long. RefSeq lists its product as uncharacterized. The transcript has 3 exons. Bases 1 to 342 code for a protein of 113 amino acids. NCBI's taxonomy places the organism in Eukaryota, Fungi, Ascomycota, Sordariomycetes, Sordariales, Sordariaceae. The record is from RefSeq and is a predicted model, not a curated record.